Molecule: messenger RNA, 3717 nt
Organism: Arvicanthis niloticus (Nile rat)
Lineage: Eukaryota; Metazoa; Chordata; Mammalia; Rodentia; Muridae
Source: RefSeq, a predicted model, not a curated record
GCCGCAGUCAGGACUUUCGAGCCCCAGACUAGAGCCAGCCGGUGACCGAGCGCUGUCUUGGUUGUCUUGUAGCCGCCUUGGCCCGCCGAUAACGAAUCCCGGGAGCGAGCGGUCCUAACAUUGAAAAAGCAGUCUGGCUCCCGAGGUCUACUCCCUGCACCCCAAGGUCCAGAUGGCGGCCAACGUGGGUGAUCAGCGGGCUGCAGACUGGUCUUCUCAGUACAGCAUGGUGGCUGGGACCAGCAGAGAAAAUGGCAUGGAAACUCCUAUGCAUGAGAACCCAGAGUGGGAAAAGGCCCGCCAGGCCCUGGCCAGCAUCAGCAAAGCAGGGGCUGCCAGCAGUUCCAAAGCCAGCAGCAGUGGGCCUGUGGCCAGUGCACAAUACGUCUCUCAGGCAGAAGCCUCAGCUUUGCAGCAGCAGCAGCAGCAGCAGCAGUACUACCAGUGGUACCAGCAGUACAACUAUGCCUAUCCGUACAGCUACUACUACCCCAUGAGCAUGUACCAGAGCUAUGGCUCCCCCUCCCAGUAUGGGAUGGCCAGCUCCUACGGCUCAGCUACAGCCCAGCAGCCAUCGGCUCCCCAGCACCAAGGGACUCUGAACCAGCCUCCAGUCCCUGGCAUGGAUGAGAGUAUGGCCUACCAGGCUUCCCCUCAGCAGCUACCUGCAGCCCAGCCCCCUCAGCCCUCAAACCCACAACAUGGGACACAUAGUCUAAGCAACGGCCCUCAGCCUGGAACAGCCCCAACCGCUCAGCAUAGUCAGGCAGGGGCUCCUACAGGGCAGGCAUAUGGGCCACACAGCUACAGCGAGCCUGCCAAACCUAAGAAGAGUCAGCAGUUAUGGACCCGCAUGAAACCAGCUCCCGGGACUGGAGGGCUAAAAUUUAACAUCCAGAAGCGGCCCUUUGCAGUCACCAACCAGAACUUCAGCUCUAAUUCAGAGGGUCAACACAGCAGCUUUGGUCCCCAGCCCAACUCCGAGAAAGCUCAGAACCACAGUGGGCCUUCUGGCCGGGGAAACCUGUCAGGGAAGCCGGAUGAUUGGCCUCAGGAUAUGAAGGAAUAUGUGGAAAGGUGCUUUACCGCCUGCGAGUCAGAAGAGGACAAGGACCGGACAGAGAAACUUCUCAAGGAGGUGCUACAGGCCCGACUCCAGGAUGGCUCUGCCUACACCAUUGACUGGAGCCGAGAGCCUCUGCCUGGACAAUCUUGGGCUUGGUCCCUUUCCUGCACCACAGUGGCUGAGUUGCCGGGGCUGACCAGGGAGCCUGUGGCUGAGAGCCCCAAGAAGAAGCGGUGGGAGGCCCCUAGCAGCCUUCACCCUUCCAGGGGGGCAGGCUCGGUGACCAGGGGCGGGGGUGCCCAAUCCCAGCGAGGGACACCUGGGGCUGGGGUUGCUGGCCGAGCUCGGGGUAGCAGCUUCACCAAGUUCGGCAACCGCAACGUCUUCAUGAAGGAUAACAGCUCUUCCUCCAGCACGGAUUCGAGAUCCCGCUCCUCAUCCAGGUCGCCUACCCGACACUUUCGGAGAAGUGACUCCCACUCAGACUCUGACAGCUCCUACUCAGGGAAUGAGUGCCACCCUGUAGGCCGCAGGAACCCACCCCCCAAGGGUCGGGGUGGUCGCGGGGCCCACAUGGAUCGAGGUCGCGGCAGGGCGCAGCGUGGAAAGAGACAUGACCUAGGUCCCACCAAACGCAGCCGCAAGAAGAUGGCAGCACUGGAGUGUGAAGACCCAGAGCGUGAGCUUAAGAAGCAAAAGAGGGCAGCCCGCUUCCAACAUGGGCAUUCACGUCGCCUGCGCCUCGAGCCUUUGGUGCUACAGAUGAGUAACCUGGAAAGCAGUGGAGCUGACCCUGACUGGCAGGAGCUGCAAAUUGUGGGCACCUGUCCUGACAUUACAAAGCACUAUCUGCGGCUCACCUGCGCCCCAGACCCAUCAACUGUGCGACCUGUGGCUGUUUUGAAGAAGUCUCUGUGCAUGGUCAAGUCCCACUGGAAGGAGAAGCAGGACUAUGCCUUUGCCUGUGAGCAGAUGAAGUCCAUUCGGCAGGAUCUGACAGUGCAAGGCAUCCGGACGGAGUUCACUGUGGAGGUGUAUGAGACCCAUGCCCGCAUUGCCUUGGAGAAGGGUGACCAUGAAGAAUUCAACCAGUGCCAAACACAGCUUAAGUCACUGUAUGCGGAAAACUUAGCAGGCAACGUGGGCGAGUUUACUGCAUACCGAAUCCUCUACUACAUCUUCACCAAGAACUCUGGAGACAUCACUACGGAACUGGCAUACCUCACGAGGGAGAUGAAGGCAGAUCCCUGCGUGUCCCAUGCAUUGGCACUGAGGGCAGCCUGGGCCCUGGGCAACUACCACCGCUUCUUCAGGCUCUAUUGCCAUGCACCUUGCAUGUCUGGCUACCUUGUGGACAAGUUUGCAGACCGGGAGCGCAAGGCCGCCCUCAAGGCCAUGAUCAAAACCUUCCGCCCUGCGCUGCCCGUCUCCUACCUGCAGGCCGAGUUGGCCUUCGAGGGCGAGGCCGCCUGCCGGGCCUUCCUAGAGCCCUUGGGCCUGUCCUACACGGGCCCGGACAACUCCAGCGUGGACUGCCGCCUCAGCCUGGCGCAGCUGCCAGCCUUCUGAGCACCCAUCGAGCAUGGGCGGGGGCAGGGCUGUGGCCCAGCGCCGCCUUUCAAAUUUUGUUUUUGAGCCAUGGACAUGGGUUGUAAAAAUUUGUGGGGAGUCGGCUCCAGGAAGAGCCAGCAUCCCUACCCCCGUUUCCCACCGGGGACCUGUACAGAGAUUUUUCUACGUUUUUAUUUUUUGUCUCAGAGGGGAUAAUUGGGAGUAUAUAGUGGAGCAGGGUGGGGUGGGGGCUACAGGUUCUGUGUCCACCUCUCACCUCCACUAAUGCUGUCUCAGUGUUUUUUCUCUCUCUCUCUCGAGCUCGUACUCCAGCACCUGACUCUGCGUGCUGGCCCAACCCAUGCUGGGGGGCCAGCAGAAAGAAGACAGGCUGUCCAGCCCGCACCCGCCUGCAGCGGGGCACCAGCCAGCCACACCCAUUGCCUCGUCUGCCUCGUCAUAGACUCUUGCUGCCCAGCCAUUGGGGGCCUCAGUGUUUGGGGUGAGGGAAGCCACUUAAAGACUGUGCCCCACCUUCAGCUCCUCACCCCAGAAACGCCAGCCAGCACCACCGACACAACCAGACCAGCGCCACACCGCACUGAGGACUCCAAGGCCUUCGCGGGACCAUGCCGGCCGGGCUGCCUCGUCUUAUUCAAGUUGUAUUAAGUUGUCUCCGUGUCCCUUCCUCCCUCUGCCCCAAUGUUUCUUCUGAUUUUUUUUCUUUCCCUCCCUCCUCUUCCUUUCCCUUCCUACUCCCUGGUUCAACACAGGUAAAAUGGUUACCCUCCCUUCUUUCCUCCCCUCUGCCUUCAUGGAUCACCAGCUCACGUCAUGUUUCCUUCUCUUUUCUCUGUGUGUGUGUUUAAGUUACUUUUCUUCCUUCUCCCCUUUUCUUUUUACCCCCCCCCCUUCUGCCAUGUAACUGGAGGAUGUGCUAUGAGGUUGCAAACAGCUGGACUGUCAGGCUGCUUUUUUUCCAGAUGCCUCCCUGCCUUCCCUCCCUACCUCUCCCCUCCCCUUCCUUCAUUCUCCUUGAGCAUUGAGUACAGUACAUUUUGGAAGCUUGAAACCAAAAUUAAAGAGAGAGAGAGCGAGAA